Molecule: messenger RNA, 942 nt
Organism: Paramecium sonneborni
Lineage: Eukaryota; Ciliophora; Oligohymenophorea; Peniculida; Parameciidae
Source: the annotation of a GenBank genome assembly
AUGAAAAAGGUGUAGCCUGGAAGAACGUGGACUAAAUAAGAAGAUAAUUAAUUACUUUAAGGAGUUGAAAUAUAUGGAAGAGAUUGGGAUAAGAUUGCUAAAGUGAUGAAUAUUAAAUCAAAACCAUUAUUAGAAGAGAGAUAUAAAAAUCUGAUAAAUUAAAAACCUAAACCUAUAUGGGAAUUAAAUGAAGAUAUUUUAUUGUUGCAAAUGGUUGAUAAACUUGGUAAAGAUUGGGAAAUGGUAUAAAAAGUUGUAAAAACAAAAGAUAUUGCUUCAUGCAAAAGAAGAUUCGCAAAAAUAAGAGAUUCUUGUUUAAAUCUAGAAGGUGAAGAUAAAGAUUUAGUUCUUUUAAAUUAAUAUUGGUAUAGAGAAGAUGAAGAAAUGUUACUAUUUUUAUAUGAAUUAUAUAAUGGAGAUUGGAGUGAGAUAUUUAAAAGAAUGCCUGAAAGAUAUCCAAAAUACAUUUAGGAUUAAUUUAAAUAAAAAGGAUUAGCAAAUUAAUUACACAAAUGGAAUAAUGAAAAGGAUGCUAGAUUAUUAACUUAUGCAUUUUAUGGGAUUCCAUUAAGUAAUUUUGAAUAAGAGACAGGAUUUUCAGUUCCUUAAUGUGAAGAGAGAUUAAAAAAAUUACUUUAUAAGAUUUCAAAGUCUUUAUAAUAACCCAAAAAGACAAAAGAAUAAUAACAAUUUGAUGAAAUUAUGUAAUUCAGUGAGACUAAAAGAAAACCAAAUAAAUCAAAUGAACCAAACUCAAUGAAUCAAUUAGAAAAUCAACAAUUAAAUUACUAUUCAGAAUUUUAAGCUGCGUUAAAUUAAUCGAAAUUUUAGAAAUAGAAUUAGACACAUAGUAAAAUUGCACAGAAACUAGAACUUGAAUCAGAAUUCUUAAAUGAUGAUGAUUUUGGAAUAGUAUUAGAUGAAGAUUUUGUAAGUGAUUGA